CACUACUACACAGUAGAAUACAACCCUCUGCACCUCAAAUACACCGUUGUCGCCAGGUCUUGGUGUCUUGAGCAAUGCCGCAGUACUAUCACCAUGAUUCUCUGCGUGGUCUUGGGCCUGCUCGCCGUAGCUUAUGGCCAGACCUUGACGUCCAGUGCCAUCCAGAAAAUGGACAACAAUAGCUUGUUCGAACGCUGGAGGCCAUAUUCUCAUUUUGCUGCCCCAGCUGGCUGGAUGAAUGAUCCUUGUGGACCACUCUAUGACCCAAACGGCAAAUUGUAUCACAUGCAUUACCAGUGGCAUCCGAACCAUGUUGGCUGGGGAAAUAUCUCUUGGGGACAUGCCGUCUCGCGGGACAUGAUAACUUGGAGCGACGUUGACCAUUUUCCCACAGACCAAGUCCGGGCCUGGUCAGGAUAUCAGGCGCAAUCGCUGGGGACGACAAACCUGACCAGUAACCACCACACUCCUGAGAAGUACAACUUUUUGGGAAUUUUCUCUGGAACUGCUCAACCCGUCAAUCUGAGUGGCGGAGCUGAUGGCACAUUGCUGGCAUUCUACACUUCAGUAUCCCGUCUACCCACCAGCUGGGACGCAGCGUACCUCAAAGGCACCGAAAGUCAGAGUCUGGCAUAUUCAACCGAUGGAGGUAUCACUUGGACGGAGUAUAGUGGGAAUCCGGUCAUAUCUCAACCUCCAACCGGCUGGAACAUCACCGGCUUUCGAGAUCCCUUCUUCCAUGACUCGCCCGAACUCGAUGCCAUGCUGAACUACACGGAACCGCAUUACUAUGCCAUCUUUGGAUCCGGUAUUGGUGACGUCGGGCCCAGGAUCCCUCUGUACACGGCACCGUCCUCGAAUCUAACACGCUGGACCUACCUGGGAGCUCUGUGGGAGCCAAAGGGCAACACUUCGCUCGGCCGGCCAUAUGAGGUGGGCAAUUGGGGCUGGAACUUCGAGGUUCCGAACUUCUUCAACCUAGGAGGACAUUGGUUCUUCAGCGCAGGUGCCCAGGGAGCAAGCAGGAGCUAUCAUGAGCAGACAUGGGUGGUAUGGAACGAAGCAAAUGUCAGUGUCCGACCGAACGGCAGCAUUGCUUUCGAACCGCUCUCGAUGGGAGCUUCGGAUUGGGGGAAUCUUUACGCAAUCACCUCGUUCAACGACACGAAGAACAAUCGUCGUAUCCAGAUCGGUUGGGCGCCGGAAGACAUGGACAGCUUCGGGGUCGUCCAACAGGGUUACCAAGGAGCGCUGUCCAUUCCACGAGAACUCUUCGUCAUGAACACUCCCAACGUCAUGCCGCCAUCGCCCAUGCGUAACAGCAGUUCGGUGUACACCCGCCAGGGCAAUGGCACGUACAGUGCGCGAACCCUCGGUGCCCGUCCCGCUCCAGAUGUCAUCACAGGUCUGCGCGGCGGCUCGCAGGCAAUGAACCACACCGUCGGCACAUUGAGUGGGAAAGGCAAAGGUCCGAGGUCCCAAAUGCUCAUGAAAGCCAUGAAAAGCUCCUAUGAGAUCUCGUUCACGAUCAAGUCCACAUCCGGUCGAACGGGCCUUACGAUUGGCGCGGCUCCGGAUUUUCAGGAAUUCACGUCCAUUUACUACGACCCGGCCACAUCUUCAAUCGCAUGUGACAGGAAGAAGUCCUCAACCAUCAGCGAGUUCCUGAAUACCACGUACGUGGGCUUCUUCGAGCCGUACAAUGUCUCUGGGACACUCGAGCCGAUCAGGCUCGACGUCUUUGUUGACGGUUCGCUGGUUGAGAUCUUUGUCAAUGACCGCUUCGCCUUGACGAGCAGGAUAUAUCCCAGCCGUACUGACAGUACGGGGCUAGGACUAUAUGCCGCGAUGGGUGUCGAUGUCGUCUACUCGGGACCCGUGCAGGUCUGGAAUGGGUUGAAGAAUGUAUGGCCUCAACGGCCGAGGAAUUCGAGUGGUCUUUUAGUCUGGGAUACCGAUGCAGAGACCCACAAUCGGACAUGGUGGACGGGUUUCUAGGGUCUGAGCGCCGUAUCUUGAGUUGCACGUUGGG
Messenger RNA from Exophiala xenobiotica, 2032 nucleotides. RefSeq lists its product as uncharacterized. Bases 94 to 1998 code for a protein of 634 amino acids. The record is from RefSeq and is a predicted model, not a curated record. Gene Ontology annotation, molecular function: sucrose alpha-glucosidase activity. NCBI's taxonomy places the organism in Eukaryota, Fungi, Ascomycota, Eurotiomycetes, Chaetothyriales, Herpotrichiellaceae. The transcript has 2 exons. Gene Ontology annotation, biological process: sucrose catabolic process.